Molecule: messenger RNA, 649 nt
Organism: Dioscorea cayenensis subsp. rotundata (Guinea yam)
Lineage: Eukaryota; Viridiplantae; Streptophyta; Magnoliopsida; Dioscoreales; Dioscoreaceae
Product: BAG-associated GRAM protein 1-like
Exons: 4
Coding region: 158-649 (163 amino acids)
Source: RefSeq, a predicted model, not a curated record
CUUCUCCUACUCCCAACCAUCUCCCCGUUUGACCGCCUUCUUCUCGUUCAUGGCCUUGCUCUUCGUUCCGUCUCCUACGACCUCGCCAAACCCUAGAAACUCUCGAUCGGAAACCUAGAUUUGCACUAGAGAUCGGCGGAUCCAGGGGCGGCGGAGGAUGGCGGGGGUUUCGAUUGGCCUCCUCCUUCCGUCUUGGUGGGAGAUCGAGGUCACUGUGUCCGCGGCGCUCUUCGUUAUCGCUGUGUACUCCUUGUUCGAGAAGUUUUACUCCUGUGGAUGCGCGGAGGAUGGCCGGAAGAAAGGUGCGGAGGAGGCGGCGCUGGCGAGUGAGCCCCUUCUUCGUGAUUCUGAUGAGAAAGAAAAGAUGAGCCAUGUAAAAGGAGAUUCUCAAGGCACUUCUUCAUAUUUGAUCAAGUUGGAAUUGUUGGCUGCCAAGAAUCUAAUUGGUGCAAACUUGAAUGGCACAUCUGAUCCAUAUGCUAUUAUCACUUGUGGUGAACAGAAAAAAUUUAGUUCCAUGGUUCCUGGUUCAAGAAAUCCAAUGUGGGAGAGGGUUCAAUUUUUGUUGAUGCGCUUCCUGUCCAGGGUUUUCUGUGCUUUCAGUUUUCCCAACAUUAACGUUUUCAUUUGCACAAGCUUCUUUGGUUAA